Messenger RNA from Hippocampus comes (tiger tail seahorse), 4201 nucleotides. It is a transcript of the gene cdan1, whose product is annotated as codanin 1. Lineage: Eukaryota; Metazoa; Chordata; Actinopteri; Syngnathiformes; Syngnathidae. Gene Ontology annotation, cellular component: nucleus. Gene Ontology annotation, biological process: chromatin organization. The record is from RefSeq and is a predicted model, not a curated record. The transcript has 27 exons. The coding region runs from base 41 to 3913 and encodes 1290 amino acids.
CUUCUUGUCAGUUCUUCCGCCGCGCAAGUGUUUUGUCGGAAUGGCGGCUCUUUUGGAAUCGCUACUAACAAGGAAAGUAGACCUUACGAAGGUCUUGGACUGGUUGAAGAAUAUCCAGCAUAGUGACAGUUUGACCUUCAGCGAUCCAGAAUUGACAGUCCACAAGCACGAAUUCAUUCCCUUCCUGCUCAACUUCCUGCGAGAUCAGAGCAGCCAGGCCCUCACCCAUGGACCCGCCACCCCUGCCAAGACCCCCAGCCGUCCCAGACCCUCCGCCUCAUCACGGGGCUUCCCCGAGCGGAGGGCCAGCAGGUCGGGGGGCGGUGGCUCUCGAGGCACCAGCCGGGUGCAGCUAUUCUCACCGACGCCAUCCCCCGGGUCCGAGUCGGGGCUCGGUCACGUCAGCAGCCCGUCCUUUCCCGCCUCUUGGAGCCCGGCGUCCAGGCCCUCGGGCUCAGAGCGGAGACCCAGCCAGAGGAUCAGUCUCGGGGACUAUGUGCUGUCUCCCCCGGAGCUCCAGAAGGGCCGCAGGAGGAGCGGGAACGGUGCCGGGAGGCACGCGGGAGGUGGGCGAGCGGCGCAUCACGCUGAUGACAACGGGAGAAGAACCGGUAGAGGAGGUGGAACCAACGAGCAUGUUUCUCCUCCGUCUGCGGGUCAGCUUAAUUUCAACAACUUGGAAGAUUUCCCACCUGUCGGUUCAUCUCCUGUUACCCCCACGGGAAACAAACCAUCCAGAAGGAUAAACCCGACGCCGGUUAGCACUGAUCGCUCGCACUCCAAGCCAAAAAUGUGCUUCACCUCCACGCCCUUCACUCAAGCUCCCAGCCCGCCGCCACUGGUGUUGGAGAGGCCCGACACGCGGGUGACGGCGGUCAGCCCUCACAGCCUGAUGGAGGAAAGGGAGCUGCUCAAGAGAGAAAAGUGUAAACGAGCCCAGCUGCAGACGUGCUCGCCCGCGCCAGCCUCAGAGGAGCCGUGCACGCCGAGCAAGUCUGAGGCCCCAAGGCUCGGAUCCAAGGUGACGCCAGACCAGCAGACGGCCUGCCCCGAAACAUCUAAAGUCACCUUGGCCUCAGACCUUGACGUGCUGGCGGAACUGUACUGCGCCUGCAUUUCUGAAAACCUGGUGCCAAACGUUUUUCUGGAGCUGUUCUUUGUGAUGCAGCUGCUCACGUCUCGAUGUCCUCACACUCCUGACAACAAGGAUGACGAUGAGGAAGAGGAGGAGCGUGUGCGGACGCUCAAUUCAGGCGUGCUGGAGAGGCGCUACCUGAGGAAAGUGCACAACUGUGUGUACUUUGCAGUGAAGGUGUUGGAGAAUCAGUAUCACUUGUUGGCUCACCUGGACAAAUGCACGUUGCGUCUCCUGGCCGAGAACGAGAGAGUGGCGUCGUUCUCGCCGCGCCUCAGGGAUCGCUUGAGUCAGGCCCAGGACACGAGUACAGCCAAGCUCUCUCCCUCCGUUUCCACGUUCAUCCACUCGGUGCCCUUCCAGCCUGCCACAGACAAUCGCUCCAAUUUCAGCAGUGACAAGGCCUUCCACACCUUUAAAAAGCAAAGGGACAUUUUUUACGAGUUGCUUCGAGAAUGGGAGGACUUCCACAAGGAGCCCGGUUGGAUCUUCGAUAUGGCUCUCGGGAGUCGCAUCAGAGGAAUAAUGAGUCAGCUGACCGCCGCUGGAAACCACUCGCAUUUUGCUCGUCUGUUCCUGAAGCAGCUUGUUCAGAUGUGCAAAGGGCCUCGCGUUAGCGGCUCGUCCGGCGACACCCCCGACGCCGACCUGCUGGUCAUGCUGGGAGCCGACGGCCUGGGCCGCCUGAAGCGCCUGGAGGAGCGUCUCAUCCAGCCCCACGGAGUCGGCGGACCGUGCCCGCCGCCGUCAUUUCCCGGCCACCAGGAGUUCUUCCGGGACUUUCUGCAAGCGGCCAGUUGCUGUCAGCUGAACCAGCACCUGCAGGACAGCUUGUGUCAGCAGCUCCUUCAGCUGGACGAAGUUUCCAUCUUGAGUCCUCCGACUCCCGUCACAGAACGAGAGGAGGAGGAGGGCGAAGAGGCGGCCGGCGACGGGGACAUGGAGCAGCAGGACGAGAAACAGCGCUUCGCCUCGGUGCUCCUCCUCGCUCGUCUCCUGGCCAAGUUCCUAGGCUUCAUCUCCUUUCUGCCGUACCAGACGACAGAGAAGCCGUCCAGGGAGAUUCAGGAAGCGGCAGUCGCCCUGCGGAGCAAGAGCGUUCCUGUGCUGGACGUGUGCGGCGUGCUGAGGAACAGCAUGAAGCACAGGCGCACCAUCUUGACGGUGCCCUGGCUGGUGGAGUUCCUCUCCAUGCUGGAUUUUACCGGGCCGCUGCUGCUUAACUACAGGGUGGUACUGGGCACGCUGUGUCUCCUCUACAGGAAAAUGACUCUGGGCAGAUGCAGCGAGACGUCCUACCUGAACAGGCUGCUGAUUGUAUCCGUACUGGGAUGGCUCUUCCAGAUCCCAGUCAUCCCUGAGGAGGUGUUCUUCACCAGUGACUUCACCAAGAUGGCCGAGCUGGAGGAGAGCAACGCCAAUGCUGCCGGACUCGAUGGCAUCCCCCUGGUGGACCAGCAGCUCCUCUACACAUGUUGCCCCUUUCUCGACGAGUUCCGUAAGCUCCUAGCCGCCUUCGUGUCGGGAAGCAGCGCCAAGGGCGGCGGCAUCGUGCGCAAGAUCACGCCGACGUCGGCCGAGCCCCAAGACGCGGCGGGCGGCAACGGCGAGCGGUCGCAGCAGAAGCUGCAGGCGGACCUGGAGCAGGCGUUCUUCCACAACCAGCCGCCGUCACUGCGCCGCACGGUGGAGUUUGUGGCCGAGCGGGUCGGCUCCAACGCGGUCAAGCACAUGAAGGCGACGUUCGUGAGCGAGUUGGUGGAAAAAGGGGAUAAGAUGCUCCGAGAUGGACUCGAGUCACCCAAAGCCAACCCGUCCAAACUGAACGAGUCCAUCUGCGCUCAACUAUGUGAGGCGGGACUAGACGCCCUGAGCAGAGCCACCAGAUUUUGCUGUGAAAAGAGUCCAGAAGCCAUACGCAUUUUGCUCCCUGAUGAGACCUCCCCUGCUGUGCUUACCACCUCUGAAAACAUCACCAUACACCUGGCCACAGAAAAAGCCUGCGGCUGGCUCUCGGCGAACAUAACAGCGCUUAUCCGGCGAGAAUGGAAGUGCAGGUACGAGCGCGUAACAAAGACUCUGACUGCCGAUUCCGCGGACGAGUUGGGCCCGCCGCUUACGCCCAAGAGGAAGCAAGGGGCCACCAGAGUGACGUCCUGCCCUCCCUGCUGCACCCAUAGUGCCUCGCUGCCUUCUGACGUCCUUAUCGCCCUCAAGGACUUGCUCAGCGUGGCCGUGGGCCCCAGGAUGGACGAAGAGCUGCCGAGCGGCUCUCGGCUCCAAACGCUCUUCCGGAACGUGCGAGACACACUGGUCUGCAAAAAGUUCUUAACAGCCGUGUCAGAGCAGAUGCUGCUCAACGCCACAGUCCUGCUAGCCUGCAAACUGGUGUCUGCAGAGCUGCCAUUGGCUCCUCCGUCAGGUGGCGGUGAGUCGGAGCCUUCCGUCAGAGCGCUGCUGGAGCAGCUGAGCGAGCUUUGGGCGUCAGACAACUGUUGCUGUGCCCCCCUCCACCUGCUCUUCACCCCGCUAGUCGUCAUCGCCGUGCUCAAGGCUGGCGACAACGCGUGGAACAACUACUUGUAUGUAGUGAGGAGGCUGCUGGCUCGAGGCUUGUUGUCUGAUGAGGAGCUCGUAUCUCACUGGACCAAACUGGCAAAGCAGAGCCUACCAGCAGAGGUGAUGGAGAAGUUCGGGUCGAACAAAGCCUCCUCCUCGCUUGCAAGUCAAAUGGACCUGCUGCAGCUGUCUAAACAAACUCUAGAGGGCGCCACAUGACAAAAAAAAUAAACAAAAGGCGGGAAACGCACUGUAACAACUUGUAUGUUUCCUCACAUUCUCGGCAUGUUGUAAAACAGGAAAUUGUAUAUGAAUAUAUAUCAAAAACAUAAUUUUAUCAUUGCAGCACUUUGACAUGCGAGUCCUUACAAGAAUGCGAUUAUGCAUUUGUUCACUGUUUCCCCUCUAUGAUGCUGCUUUUUUUUCAAGAAAAAAUGUAAUAUUUUUGUCACUGAAAUGAUAUGUUGAUGAGGUAAUAAUAAAGACGAACUCCGGUUAAUGUUGAUA